Molecule: messenger RNA, 630 nt
Organism: Paramecium primaurelia
Lineage: Eukaryota; Ciliophora; Oligohymenophorea; Peniculida; Parameciidae
Source: the annotation of a GenBank genome assembly
AUGAGUGAAUAUCCAAAACGAAUAUUAGGUAAGAGAGCUAAAACUCCAAAUAUUAUAUUUUAUUUGAUUGAAUUUGAGACUCCUACUCAUAAAGUGAGAACUUAAUGGAUAGAAAUGUAUAAAUUAGGCAAUUACUUAGAUUUGAUUGAAUAAUAUGAAGCAAGAAAUAAUUAGAAUUAUUAUAUGGAAUUAUUAAAGGAAAUAAUUGAAGAUGAUGAUUAAUAUGAAUAGAUAAGAGAAUUAGAUUCAUUAAAAAUAACAGAAGAUUAGAUAUGUAGAUAAACAACAACUGAUUUUAUGAUUCCAUAAAGAGAAAAUUAAGAAUUUGUAUAUCAUUUAAAGAAAGAAAAUAAUUAAUAAGUAGAAUUGAAUAAAGAAUUGAAAAAUAUUACAAAAUCAUUUUAAAAAGGAGGGAGUAGAGUUGCAUUUACUGAAGAAUAAAUAGUAAAAAUAAUAACUUAUGCUAAAGAUGAAUUGGAUAAUAAUAAAUAUAUAUUUUUGGUAGAAUGGAAACCAAGAGAAAGUGGACAUUUUAUAAGACCAUCAUGGGUUGGAUAAGAGAAGAUGAUGCAAUAUGCACCAUAAUAUUUAGAACGUUUUGCAAAUGAAAAAGGUUUCAAAUUAAAUUGA